CGUGUGCGUAAGGGGAUGUUCACACCGAACUCGACUUUUCAACCGUCUGCGCUGUUUUCAAUUGUUUUUCUAUGUAAACAUGCGGUAGAUGGAGGUUUUAGACCGCGUCUCGCGCAGGUGUCUUUAGACGCUGUGUCAAGUGGCAACUUUUAGCAACGCGUCUCGGGACACCUAGCUUUUUAUUUAUUUAUUUUUUUAGCGCAAAAACUAGUUCGUGCUGAACCGCCCGUAAUUCGUGCAGCGCCACCGGCACCACCUGUUCAACCGCUCCUGAAGAUCCGCUCAAGUCACGGUAAGAUGGCGAAAGAUCAGGAAACGAAGCAGGUGAAUUUAUCGCUGUUUUAACGUUAUUAAACGGCGUUUGAUCCGCAGGUCGAUAGGAAAGUGUUUCAUUCCUGAUUGGAUGAGCGUCAGUGUGUUGGUUCUACCCAUUUAUUCCCUGAAUAAUUCCUAAAUAUCACUGCUGGAAUGACACAUAUAGCUCAAUAGCAAAGAAACUACACACUCCAGGAAUCGAAUAAAAGGACCUCAUUAUGGAUGACAGCGGUCAGAAUGAGUCUAAUGUGAAAGUGGCAGUCCGGGUUCGACCCAUAAACAGGAGAGAGAGGGACUUAAAGACAAAAUGUGUUGUGGACAUGGAGGGAAACCAAACCGUGCUGCAUCCAGCAAGCGGAAACCUGGGAAAGAGUGACAGCAGGGGCAAACCAAAGGUCUUUGCGUAUGAUUACUGCUUCUGGUCUAUGGACGAGACUGAGGUGGCCAAGUUUGCAGGUCAGGAUGUGGUGUUUCAGUGUCUCGGGGAGAGUCUUUUGGACAGCGCUUUCCAGGGAUAUAACGCCUGCAUAUUUGCAUAUGGCCAAACGGGCUCUGGAAAGUCAUACACAAUGAUGGGCACAUCGGAACAGCCCGGUCUGAUUCCUCGUCUCUGCAGUUCUCUGUUUGAACGCACCGUACGAGAGCAGAGAGAGGGGGAGAGCUUCACCAUCGAGGUCUCCUACAUGGAGAUCUACAAUGAGAAGGUGCGAGACCUUCUAGAUCCCAAAGGGAGUCGACAGGUGUUGAGGGUCCGAGAGCAUAAUGUGUUGGGACCGUAUGUGGACGGGCUGUCUCGCCUCGCUGUGGCCUGCUACAAGGACAUCGAGUCUCUCAUGUCAGAGGGGAAUAAAUCUCGCACUGUGGCGGCUACAAACAUGAACGAGGAGAGCAGCCGAUCACACGCCGUCUUCAACAUUAUUCUGACUCACACACUCAGAGACCUGAAGACGGGGACGAGUGGAGAGAAAGUGAGUAAACUCAGUCUGGUGGAUCUGGCCGGCAGUGAAAGAGCAGAUAAAACUGGAGCUGCAGGAGAGAGACUGAAAGAAGGAAGCAACAUUAACAGGUCUCUCACCACUCUUGGGUUGGUGAUCUCAGCAUUGGCGGACCAGGGUGCUGGAAAAAAUAAGAGUAAAUUUGUUCCCUACAGAGACUCGGUGCUGACAUGGUUACUGAAGGACAGUUUAGGAGGAAACAGUCGCACAGCUAUGGUUGCUACGGUGAGUCCGGCUGCCGACAACUAUGACGAGACUCUCUCCACACUACGAUACGCUGACCGGGCCAAAAGUAUUGUUAAUCACGCUGUGGUCAAUGAAGAUCCGAACGCCAGAAUCAUCCGAGAGCUCCGAGAAGAAGUGGAGAAACUGCGCAGCCAACUGACAGAGGCUGAGUCAAUGAAAGCCCCAGAGCUGAAAGAGAGACUGGAGGAGUCAGAGAAGUUGAUCCAGGAGAUGACAGUCACCUGGGAGGAGAAACUCAGGAAAACAGAGGAGGUUGCACAGGAGCGACAGAAGCAGUUGGAAAGUUUGGGAAUUUCUCUCCAGUCAUCUGGGAUAAGAGUCAUCGACGAUAAAUGCUUCCUGGUCAAUCUGAACGCAGAUCCCGCCCUCAAUGAGCUGCUUGUGUAUUAUUUAAAGGAACACACUCGUGUGGGUUCAGCGGACUCUCAGGACAUUCAGUUGUGUGGUUUGGCAAUUCAACCAGAGCAUUGCAUCAUAGACAUCAAACAAGAGACAGGAGUGACUCUCACACCAAAGAGAAACGCCCGUACGUGUGUGAACGGAUCUGUUGUCAUCGCUCCUGUCCAGCUGCAUCAUGGUGAUCGAAUUCUGUGGGGAAACAACCACUUCUUCAGGAUAAACAUCUCUAACGUGUAUCGUGUUGGUGUUGAGGAUGAGGAGGGUGGUGUGAUGAAGGCUGGGCUGAACCCUGAGCAUCUGGAUGUGGGCCGUCUCAGUCACGGCUCCAGUGAAGCCAGUUUCAGUUUUGAAUCCGCUCAGACGGAGGUGAUGAUGAAAGCGUUGGGAAACAACGACCCCAUGCAGUCAGUGCUUCAUUCUCUCGAGCGCAGGCAUGAGGAAGAGAAGCGUUCGGCUUUGGAGCGUCAGCGCUUGAUGUACGAGCAGGAGCUGCAGCAGCUGCGCAAACGUCUGUCGUCAGAGCUGCAGACGAAGGGCUCUCAUCCACAGCACCACCGUAGCAGCGAGCAGCUCAACCUGAGCUUAGUGAACGCCUCUCUCACACAGAGCCGACUGCGGCAGUGGAGCGAGGAGAGGGAGGCAUUGAUGAACCGGAGUCUCCGUAAACUUAGAGAGCAGAUCGUCAGAGCAAAUCUACUGGUGCAGGAAGCUGGAUUCAUCGCUGAGGAACUCAACAAGAAAACUGAAUAUAGAGUCACAUUGCAGAUACCUGCAGCCAACCUCAACGCCAACCGCAAGCGUGAUACGGUUCUGAGUGAACCUGCGGUGGAGGUGAGGAGAAAGGGAAAAGGGAAGCAGAUCUGGGCAAUGGAGAAGAUGGAGAACAGACUGGUGGACAUGAGAGAACUGUAUCAGGAGUGGAAAGACUAUGACGAGGACAACCCUGCCAUGCGUUCAUACUUCAAGCGUGCUGAUCCAUUCUUCGAUGAGCAGGAGAAUCACUGUCUUAUAGGUGUGGCGAACAUCUUCCUGUCCUGUCUGUUGUACGACGUCAAGCUGCAGUAUGCAGUACCCAUUAUCAACCAGAAGGGGGAGGUCGCAGGUCGUCUACAUGUUGAGGUUGAGCGUUCGAGUGGAGAACUAGAUGAUCACGAGACAGGAGACGGAGACUUUAAGACCUCUCCAGACAGUGAGACACAAGAACGCAAACUUACCUGCAUGAUCAAGGUGUUGCAGGCGACAGGACUACCUCAACACCUCUCAAACUUCGUGUUCUGCCAGUAUCAUUUCUGGGAGCAGCAGGAGCCAGUGUUCAUUGCGCCGGAGAUGGAUGUGUCCACCUUCAGCAGCAAAGAGCCUCAGUGCCUCGUGAUGUAUGACAGCUGCAAGAAGUUGGAGGUGGCCGUAACAGAAGACUUCCUGGAGUAUCUGAUGGAGGGUGCUGUGGCUAUCGAGGUUUACGGUCACAAACAGGCGAACCCGCGCAGAAAUUUGGCUCUGUGGGAUCUGGGAGUGAUUCAAGCCAAGACACGCUCUCUCAGAGAGAGGUGGAGUGAGGUGACCCGCAGACUGGAGCUCUGGGUGAAGAUCCUGGAACUAAAUGAUGCAGGAGAGUUUGUGCCAGUAGAAGUUCAGCCAGCCAAAGACGUCCACACAGGAGGAAUCUUUCAGCUGAAACAGGGACAGUCCAGGCGUGUUCAGGUAGAGGUUCGUUCAGUGCAGGAUUCUGGCACGAUGCCUCUGAUCACGGAGUCUGUGCUGAACAUGUCCGUCGGCAACGUGGAAGUCCAUCAGGCUCGAUCUGGCAAAUAUGCAGAGACCCAGAGGGUUGGUGAUAAAGACAUGGACAGUUAUCAGGAAGUAGAUUUAGAGAGACUGCGGGUGCAGUGGUUGGCAGCGUUAACGCAACGACAGGAAUAUCUGGACCAACGUCUGGAAAAGCUUGUCAGUAAACAAGAUAAGUCAGAGGAGGAUGUGGAGAGUGAGUCGCAGCUGUUGGAGUGUCGUCUGACGCUGACUGAGGAGAGAAAUGCUGUACUGGUGCCCUCUGCUGGUAGCGGUAUGCCAGGAGCCCCUGCUGAAUGGGUUCCUGCGCCUGGUAUGGAGACUCACAUCCCUGUCAUCUUCCUGGACCUCAGUGCUGAUGACUUCCAUGAUCAUCUAUCUGCUCCUCUGGCUGGAGGUCUGGAUGCUGUUCUGAACAGAGAGGAGAAGGACGACUUCCUGGACUUACAAAUAGUCAAACACUAUGAGAAUGAGGUGAAGGCAGAGGGGUCAUGGGACUGUACCGUUCAUGACAGUCCUGAGCUGAAUCGAGCAGCGGGUCAGGAACACAGAGUUUAUCUCACCGUCCGGACGGUCGUUCUGCUCAGUCACCCCACACAAAUGCAGGUGGUCCUGCGCAAACGAAUCUGUGUUAACAUCACCGGACGACAGGGUUUUGCUCAAAGUCUCCUGAAGAGAAUGUCUCACCGCAGCUCAGUUCACAGCUGUGGAGUGACGUUUGAGAUCAUCUCAAAUAUUCCAAGGGACAUUCAGGGCUCAGAAGACAGAGAGAUGCUCGCCCGACUGGCUGCCAGCACAGAGAAGUCAGGAACCGACAGUGAAGCUGCCAUUGAGAAAUAUCUGAGGAGCGUGUUAGCCGUGGAGAACAUCCUGACGCUGGACCGUCUCAGACAGGAGGUUUCUGUGAGGGAACAUCUCACCGAUAAAGGAAAGAUGCCUAAACGUUGCCUCAGUUCACCCAAUGUACACAGGCUCUCUGGCAGCAGGAAAGACCUCUUCACCAGCCAAGACUCCGAAGACUAUAAAGGUGGUUUGGACAGUCGGCAGGAGAUUUUUAUGUUGACUUCAUCCGCAAAGACACUUUCAGCAUCAUUACAAAGUCAAAGUCCUGAUCCAGGUCUCUCAGGAUUCACUGCGUCUUAUCUCUCCCCAGUUAAAGCUCUCGUGUCUCCAGUGCCCAAGAUGUUCAAGUCUUUCUUAUCAAAGAAAGAGGAGAAGAAAGAGCUGCCUCCACCUGCUGUCUUUGAGCAGAAUGUGCCACGUAUUAUUGUGCAGUCUGUCAGUCUUGAAGACCUCAGCAGCUGUGAACUGGGCACUGCUGUAGAGACCCAAGUCUCAGAGAAGGUAGAGGAGGUUUCACCUUCUAUUCUUCCAGAGGUCAAAGAGGUUCUUCCUCAUUCUGUUCCUCCAGAUGUUGAGGAGGUUCUACUUAGUUCUGUUCCACCAAAUGUUGAGGGGCUUCAAUCCCCUCCUCUUUCUCCAGAGGUUGAAGAGGUCCUACUUAGUUCUGUUCCUCCAGAGGUUGAAGACCCCAAGGAAAACCCAGUCGGUGAUUCCACAGACAGCCCCAUCAGUGAUGUCUCAAGUGGCUACAUAUCCACGAGCAUCUCCACAGUGACUCUCUGUGAGUCUGUUGUCUCGAAUGGAGAACCUCCUCUCUCUGACAGCAUGGAGCCCAACACUUCAAAUAAGAUGGAACCAAACACAGACAGUGAGAUACUUCCAACAAGUAGCAAAUCUCCAGAGUAUCAAGCAAAGCUUAAACAUGCAGACCUAGAACAUGAAGAACAGAUAUCUACAGUAUGCCAGACAACCAAAGACCAAAGGAGCUCAGAAGAGCAUGGUCAAGUGUCUCCUCUAGAUGAAUCUCCUCAGACACUCCCUGUUGUUUCUGCAACUACACUUCAAGGAACCUCUGAAACCAACCACCAUACUGAAAUAGUCUCUACAUCUGAACAAACCAUGUCUUCAAGCACAUGUUCAGAACCCACAGACCCAUCAGCACCUUCAACCCCAACAGUACCACCAACGCAACCAAUGACAACUGCGAAGCCAUCGGCUCCUGCCCAGCGAUUAGGACCUGAACCAAAUGUAAAGCCCAUUCCCAUCCCCAACAGCAAUCAUUUCCAUAUCCAAAGAGUCAAGACCUCUGGUCUGAAGUCCUUCAAAGGCAUCCUGCAUGAAGAAGAUGAGGAGGGUACAAAGAAAGACAACAAGUCUUUAUCAGCAUUGAGUUUAUCUCAAGAGACACUGGAGAUCCUUUCAGAUUCUGAUGAAAGCAUUGAGAGUCCACCACCUGAUUGGCUGAAGGAGGGGGAAUAUGUGACCGUGGGCACCAGUAAAACUGGAACAGUCCGAUAUGUUGGACCAACUGACUUUGGAAAGGGUAUUUGGGUUGGAGUGGAGCUUGAUGUGCCAGCAGGUAAAAAUGAUGGUUCGGUUGGUGGACGGCACUACUUCCACUGUAACCCUGGUUACGGCGUUCUCGUAAGACCAAAUCGGGUCAUGAAAGCAACUGGUACUGCUAAACGGUUCAGGCAGAAACGCAAGCAGAACCUCUCGGGAUCGAGUCCCAACCUAGCGGCCCUCACUGCAAUGGCCAAAGGAGAGGCUGGAACGCGGAAGGGGGAGAACAGGAAAUCAUGGGUUAGCUGAGGAAAUCCUUCCAUGAUUCCAGUGUUGAUGUGCGUGUACUGCCACUGUGAGGAGUUACUGGUGCAGCAGCAGUACUGGUAUGACUCUGAAACACUACAACUGAUACUUUGUACCUGCAGGGAUGUAAAUGUCGUGUGAUUUACUCAGACAUAUCAACACUACUUAGUGCCUAGUGUUUUAAAACCUUCCAUAUGAUUUGAGGCUAAUUUGUUGCCUCAAUAAGCAGUAUUUUUGGUAUUACGUAAAUAUAUAUAAAAAGUGCCAUCUUUAUCUGAACUCCUUAAAAUUUAAAGUAGUAAGAUUUGGGACUUUUAAAAUUUUGAUUCCCUGGAAAAUCACGAUACUGACAGAUUCUCUGAAUGUUUCUAAUUUUAUGAUUUUAUAUUGUUCAUUUUACUGUUGUGAAAAAUACACACUUUGAGUUGCUUUUAAAACAAGAAGAGUUGGGCUUUUAAGGAAUAUUCCGGGUUCAAUACAGGUUAAGCACAAUGGACAGCAUUUGUGCCAUAACAUUGAUUAAUAUUGAGUCAGGCACUUAUAAUGGAAGUGAAUGGGGCCAGUCCAUAAAUAUUAAAAUAUACUGUUUCAAAGGUAUAGCCACAAGAAGUAAACAUUAUACAUGUUAACUUGAAUUUAGUGUGGUAAAAUCUCAAUUGUACAUGAUUUUAGUGAUAUUUAGUAAUAAAAUUGCGUAGGGUUUAACGGCUCUGCAUCGUCAUGGCAACAAAGUUGAAAUAUUGAAUAUUACUUUACACUGAUGAGGUAAAGUGAAAUUAUCACUCGAAAAUCACUCAAAUCUAUAAUGUUUACUUCUUAUGGCUUUACUUUUACAACAUGUGUAUUCUAAUGGUUAUAGACUGUGGCCCCAUUCACUUUCAAGUGCCUCACCACCAGGACCGCGAUUUUUAUUAUAUAUAUUUAAUAUUACAUACACACACAUAUACAGUAUAUACAGUAUAUAUGUGUAUUUCUUUUAUUUAUUUUGUUUAGUUUUUUCAAAUGAGUUUAUCUUGUAUUGAACCUUUGAAUAUUCACUUUUCUUCCUUUUUUUAUUUUGGUUAAUCUGGUGAUUUAGUUCUGUAUGCUCUCUUUGUUUGGUAUCAUGUUUUUAUUUUUUCAGUGUGUAUUUUAUGAUCAAAUUGCUAUUUCUGUUCAUUUAUUUUGCUAUCAAAUAAUGACAAAAAUAAUGUUGAGGAUUUUAUAUUUAAAUGGUGAAAUAAACUUUAUUUUGUCUUUCCUUCAUAUACAGUA
Messenger RNA from Myxocyprinus asiaticus (Chinese sucker), 7646 nucleotides. RefSeq names its product kinesin family member 13Bb (gene kif13bb). NCBI's taxonomy places the organism in Eukaryota, Metazoa, Chordata, Actinopteri, Cypriniformes, Catostomidae. The record is from RefSeq and is a predicted model, not a curated record. Gene Ontology annotation, molecular function: microtubule motor activity; microtubule binding; ATP binding. The transcript has 41 exons. The coding region runs from base 534 to 6395 and encodes 1953 amino acids. Gene Ontology annotation, biological process: regulation of protein localization; microtubule-based movement. Gene Ontology annotation, cellular component: adherens junction.